AGAGCGCGGCGGCGCCGCGAGUCGCGGCGAGCGGACUCGGACCCGGACUCGGACCCGGACCCGGACCCAGACCCGGACCCACCCGGGUGCCAGAGCGCGCAGACGAAGGCGAGAUGACAGCCGGGAGCCCCGGAGACCGCGUGGAGCCCCGGAGGAGCCCCGAGGGCCGCGUCUCUCGCCUGGGCCGCCGCCUGGGCCGCCGCCGGCGCCCGCGCUCCCCGCCGGAGCCUCUGCGGGUGCGGGCGCGGCUGCGGCUGCGCUCGCCGUCGGGGGCGUUCGCGGCGCUGGGGGCGCUCGUGGUCCUGGUGGGCAUGGGCAUCGCGGUGGCCGGCUACUGGCCGCACCGCGCGGGGGCCCCGGGGCCCCGGGCUGCCAAUGCCAGCGCGCCGCCGGUGAGCGAGCUGCGACGCGAGGGUCGCGGGGCCGGCCGGGCCCACGGCCCGCACGAGCGGCUGCGGCUCCUCGGGCCCGUGGUCAUGGGCGUGGGCCUGUUCGUGUUCAUCUGCGCCAACACGCUGCUCUACGAAAACCGCGACUUGGAGACCAAACGGCUUCGCCAGGGGGCACUGCGGGCUCAGGCGCUCCGGCCCCCCGACGGCCCCGGCUGGGACUUUGCUCUGCUCCCCAGCCCCGGCCCAAGGACUCCCCCAGCCCUAGGCUGCGCGGAACCAGAAAGUUGGGACCUAUCCCCACGUCGGGGCACCUCACCUGUCCCGUCAGUGCGGAGUCUGCGUUCAGAACCUGCUAAUCCUCGCUUAGGGCUACCUGCCCUGCUCAACAGUUACCCGCUGAAGGGCCCGGGGCUGCCCCCACCUUGGGGUCCGCGGACCCAGACUGGCCAUGUGAUCAUCACCGUGCAGCCCUCUGGCUCCUGCAUCGAACACUCCAAGUCUCUGGAUCUGGGCCUCGGGGAGCUCCUGCUUGGGGCCCCGGCUACUCGGGACUGUGCUCACCGCAGCUGGCCGCGGCUGGAUCGCCUCAGUCUGGAGGGCUAUGCCCAGCUGGGAGGGGGCGGGGACCUGGGGGCUCGGGUUUGAGCCGCAGGGGGUGGCCUGCUCUGAGGCUGCACCGCGCACCGCACCAUGGUAACAGGACCAGCGCUUCAGCGUACCCCAGACUGGGGAAUGGAUGCUCCGGCCACAGUCGCUGGUGAGGAGGCAUCCUGACCUGCAUGUGGGCAGAGAAGUGCCAACUGCACAAGGUUCCACUCGCUGGAAUGUGUUUUGAUGUGGAUUCUGGAGACCAGCGGGACUCGGCCUCAGGAAUUCCUUCAACCUCCAAAGUGGCCUUAGCCCUGAACAGGUACCUGAGGGGGCUGGUGCUCCAGGCCAGGGUACUCGGGAGAUGCACCUGGUGUCUUGGCAAACCCGAAGCUGUGGGCAAGAACCCUCAAGACUUGGAAGGUAGAUGGGGAUGUUGCAGGUUGGGACAGGCUUCCUCCGAGGUGGCAGUGGCGACUGGGUUCCGGCCUCCAGGAAGAUGGGCAACGGGGGAGCCGAGACUUUUCACUGCCAUCUGGGGUGGGGACUGAGCCCCCAGCUCCCACCGCGUCAGUCCCUGUUUCCCCUCAGCCAUGUGGGGUGCACCCUCAUGGGGCUACACCACUGCCAAUGCCUUCCUGCUGAGGGCCGGCCCCCCAAACAGGUCUGAGGAGCCCCUGCUCUCCUCCGUCCUGGUCGAUGCUGCAACGUGUCCCUCCAGCUGGCAAACAGCACCUGCCCGUUCUCAGAGGUCGUUU
Messenger RNA from Artibeus jamaicensis (Jamaican fruit-eating bat), 1738 nucleotides. It is a transcript of the gene TMEM200B, whose product is annotated as transmembrane protein 200B. Lineage: Eukaryota; Metazoa; Chordata; Mammalia; Chiroptera; Phyllostomidae. Bases 114 to 1037 code for a protein of 307 amino acids. The record is from RefSeq and is a predicted model, not a curated record. The transcript has 2 exons.